Molecule: messenger RNA, 837 nt
Organism: Arxiozyma heterogenica
Lineage: Eukaryota; Fungi; Ascomycota; Saccharomycetes; Saccharomycetales; Saccharomycetaceae
Exons: 1
Coding region: 1-837 (278 amino acids)
Source: RefSeq, a predicted model, not a curated record
AUGAGUCCUAGAAAUAAACUUAUAAAUAAUAACAUUAUAAAUAAUAUUAGUCAUAAUAGUAAUAAUGAGGAUAAUGUAAAACAAAUGAAUACGAAAACUAAUAGUAGUGGGAAGAAAAACAAAUUAUCCUUCUGGAUGAGAAAGAUUAUCUUAUCAACUAACACUAAUAACACCUCCUCCUCUUCUUCUCCUGUAAUGAAUAAUAGUGGUUAUGGUUCCAAAAAUGAACUUCGAAAUGGUACAACUCUUCAAAAAUCUAAAAAUAAUUCUCGAUUUAGCAAAGGUAUUGAAAACAACCCUUUGGAUGUUCGACUCGAUAAGAAUAGUCGAGAUGUAGAAAAAAAUAACAGAAAUUAUGAUAAUAAUAUAGAUAGUGAUUUAGGGAGUUCAGACGUAUACACUACAACUACAAAUUUAUCGAUUAAACCAAUUUUUCAUAAGGAUGAUUUAAACAUUAAUACUGUUGAAUCAAUAUCAAAUGAUACUUUGACUACAAUGACCAAUUCAAUAAAGAAAUUACAAUGGGAUAAUGAACCAGAAAGAUGUAAAACUGAGAAUAUAACAACAAUUAACAAUAACACUACUAAUGCUAAUACUAAUAAUACUAGUAAUAAUGAUAUUUCCUCGAUGAUUCCCAUGAUUUCAUUUUAUUCAGCAUCUGUGAGAUCGCCUUCAAUGUUUUCAGAUAUUAAUUCAAUUCAAUCAACUAGACCCACUAUUAUGUCAAUAAAAACUAUGGAAACAAAUUCCAGUGUUAUGGCAAUCCCCCCUGCAAGUAUAAUUGAUAGAGCAAGACCGACAAGUAAUCCAGAGUCUUCAAUACCUCAUAGUUCAUAG